Molecule: messenger RNA, 385 nt
Organism: Staurois parvus
Lineage: Eukaryota; Metazoa; Chordata; Amphibia; Anura; Ranidae
Source: the annotation of a GenBank genome assembly
AUCUACACUGAUCAUCAGGUCACUGAUGAUCAGUGUAGCCCCAACAGUGCCACCUGUCACCAUCAGUGCCAGCUGUCAGUGCUCAUCAAUGCCACCUGCCAGUGCCCAUCAGUGCCACAUCAAUGACACAUAUCAGUGCCAGUCAGUGCCACCUGUCAAUGCCAUCAGUGCCGCCUAUCAGUGCCAUCAGUGCCACCUAUCAGUGCAGCCUAUCAGUGUCAUAUAUGAGUGCUGCCUUUCAGUGCCCAUCAGUGAUGCCUGUCAAUUCCCAUCGGUGCCACCUACCAGUGCCUCCUCAUCAGUGCCCAUCAGUGCCACCUAUCAGUGUCCAUCAGUGCAGCCUAUCAGUGCCCAUCACUGCAGCCUCAUUAUCGCACAUCAGUGA